ACCAAGCAGGGUCUGUUCUGCAAGCCAGUAAAAAACUUACAACCAAAAUGUACAAGAUUUUUGUGAUUGCCGCUACCGUCGCAUUCGCUAGCGCUCGUCCUCAGCACCACGGACACGAGCACGCCAUCUCAUCACAGAGCAUAGUGUUGCACGCGUCGCAUGACCAGCACCACGCGCCUUCGCACCACCACCACAACGACCACCACCACAACGAUCACCAUCAGGAUCAACACCAACAUCACCACGUUGACUACUAUGCUCAUCCCAAAUACGCGUAUGAGUACAAAGUAGAGGACCCCCACACAGGCGACAAGAAGUACCAGCACGAGACCCGCGACGGCGAUGUGGUGAAGGGCGUGUACAGCCUGCACGAGGCGGACGGUACCAUCAGGACUGUUCAUUACUCCGCCGAUAAACACAGCGGAUUCAAUGCUGAAGUAAGGCGUGAGGGUCACGCGCAGCACAUCCAGCUCGCACAACACGAGCACCAUCACUAG
Manduca sexta (tobacco hornworm) is the source of this 497-nucleotide messenger RNA. RefSeq names its product histidine-rich glycoprotein-like. Gene Ontology annotation, cellular component: extracellular matrix. Lineage: Eukaryota; Metazoa; Arthropoda; Insecta; Lepidoptera; Sphingidae. The record is from RefSeq and is a predicted model, not a curated record. The transcript has 4 exons. Bases 48 to 497 code for a protein of 149 amino acids.